AUGUCAAUGGCUGUGCUCACUCUAAUCUCAUUGGUCCUUGUGCAGCCCAACAUCUCUCUCAGUGCCCCUAAUGGGGGCCUGUUCUGGGGGCCCCAGGGACCAGAGGUGACCAGGGGCCACAGCCUCUCCAUCAUUUGCUCUACUGGACCACAGUACCAAGGAGGCUCCUUCCACCUCAUCUUUGAUGGGUCUAACACGACCAGGACUGAGCUCGCUGUCAACCACUCAGCCUCCUUCUACAUCCCUGAGGCAGAUUACUCCCACCAGGGGAACUACAGCUGUGUCUAUGAAGUCAACGUGUCCAGACGCGCCUUUAAAUCAACACACACGGCACUGCUAACGAUCAUCAUCAGACUGGUCCUUGUGCAGCCCAACAUCUCUCUCAGUGCCCCUAAUGGGGGCCUGUUCUGGGGGCCCCAGGGGCCAGAGGUGACCAGGGGCCACAGCUUCUCCAUCAUUUGCUCUACUGGACCACAGUACCAAGGAGGCUCCUUCCACCUCAUCUUUGAUGGGUCUAAAAUGACCAGGACUGAGCUAGCUGUCAACCACUCAGCCUCCUUCUACAUCCCUGAGGCAGAUUACUCCCACCAGGGGAACUACAGCUGUGUCUAUGAAGUCAACGUGUCCGGACGUGCCUUUAAAUCAACACGCACGGCACUGCUUACAAUCAUCAUCAGACCACUUCUGGUUCCUAUCAUUGCAUCCGGAGUGAUUUCUGUGUUUUUCCUGCUGUUGCUGAUCACUGCCAUCUUCUGCCUGGGCAAUCUUGGUGAAGAUGCCAACAGUGACGUGGAAGAAGACUAUGUGAACGUACCCAACAUGCGGAAUGGCUCAGCUGCCAUAGAAAAUGGCUAUGAAGAGGACUGCAUCUAUCAAAACUAUAAAUGA
Clupea harengus (Atlantic herring) is the source of this 888-nucleotide messenger RNA. RefSeq lists its product as uncharacterized. Bases 1 to 888 code for a protein of 295 amino acids. Gene Ontology annotation, biological process: immune response-regulating signaling pathway. The transcript has 5 exons. Lineage: Eukaryota; Metazoa; Chordata; Actinopteri; Clupeiformes; Clupeidae. The record is from RefSeq and is a predicted model, not a curated record.